This is a messenger RNA of Microplitis mediator, 827 nucleotides long. Its product is annotated as ATP synthase subunit d, mitochondrial-like. Gene Ontology annotation, molecular function: proton transmembrane transporter activity. The transcript has 3 exons. The record is from RefSeq and is a predicted model, not a curated record. Lineage: Eukaryota; Metazoa; Arthropoda; Insecta; Hymenoptera; Braconidae. Gene Ontology annotation, biological process: proton motive force-driven ATP synthesis. The coding region runs from base 126 to 644 and encodes 172 amino acids.
GAUUACGAAUAGAGAUAAAGAGUAAAAGUAACUUCAGAUUUUUUUGCCGUGUGUAAGUGGAAUGGUGAUCACUUGAUCCCAUAUUAAUUUAAAUUAUUCUGUCACAAAUUAUUUAGAAACAAAUAAUGGCAGCUCGUAGAAGCAUCAAUGCCAUAAACUGGUCAGCCAUCGCCGAACGUCUAGCCGAAGCUGAUAAACCCAUUUUUGCUUCAUUUCGUUCAAAGUCUGAUGGUUACCUCCGACGCAUGAACGAGUACCCAGAAACAGUACCAGCAAUUGAUUGGGCUGCCUACAAAAAGAGUAUUCCCAAGGCAUCAUUGGUUGAUGAAUUCCAAAAGCAAUAUGAGGCCUUGAAAAUUCCAAUUCCAGCAGACAAUUAUACAUCUAUUGUCGAAGGACAGGAAAAAGAAGCGAUGGAGCACGUCAGGAACUUUAUCACAGAAUCAAACCAACGAAUUCAAGGUUACAAAGCCGAGAUUGAGAAAAUCGGUAAAAUGCUUCCAUUCGACCAGAUGACUAUGGAAGACUUUGCUGAGACUUACCCAGAUGUCGCAUGGAGCCCAGAGAAACCAACAAUUUGGCCCCACUUCCCCGAGUACCAACCUGGUGAUGAGCCUGAGCCAAUUCCAAAGGCCGAGCACUAACUUUUUAAACCGAACAAUUGUCAGUGAUGUACAAUUGUAGUACAUUGUAUAAUAAUUACAUAGAAUUAUAUCGAAAUUCAUCUUUAAAUUGUUGGUAUUUAUUGAUUACAAUGACAACGCUAACAAUCAACACUCAUUUAAAGAUAAUUGUAAUCCUUGAGUAAUAAAUUCUAUUAUAAAUUA